Molecule: messenger RNA, 2086 nt
Organism: Heteronotia binoei (common prickly gecko)
Lineage: Eukaryota; Metazoa; Chordata; Lepidosauria; Squamata; Gekkonidae
Product: GTPase HRas-like
Exons: 5
Coding region: 187-747 (186 amino acids)
Biological process (GO): Ras protein signal transduction
Cellular component (GO): plasma membrane
Molecular function (GO): GTP binding; GDP binding; GTPase activity
Source: RefSeq, a predicted model, not a curated record
CUGUCAGGCUGUUCGAGGGAGGGAUUUUCCGUUGCCGGCCCUGGGCCCGGGCCUUGCAAGAAGAGUGCUUGCGCUCUCUGCCGCUGGAAGACCUCCUUUCCUCCCCCCAUGGGGGGUGCAUAAGACCCGGAGCUUCUCCUUCCCUCCCCGCAGGGUUUGGGCGGUUUGACCCACUACCCAGCGGAGAUGACGGAAUACAAACUGGUGGUGGUGGGCGCUGGUGGCGUUGGGAAGAGUGCAUUGACCAUACAGCUGAUCCAGAAUCAUUUUGUGGAUGAAUAUGACCCAACUAUAGAGGAUUCGUACCGGAAGCAGGUGGUAAUUGAUGGAGAGACAUGCCUCUUGGAUAUUCUGGACACAGCUGGGCAAGAGGAAUACAGUGCCAUGCGUGACCAGUAUAUGAGGACAGGAGAAGGCUUCCUUUGUGUCUUUGCAAUCAACAACACAAAGUCUUUUGAAGAUGUUCACCACUACAGAGAACAGAUCAACCGUGUGAAGGAUUCUGAUGAUGUUCCUAUGGUGCUUGUUGGCAAUAAGUGUGAUCUCCCCUCUCGGACAGUGGAUACUAAACAGGCUCAGGAACUGGCCAGAAGCUAUGGAAUCCCCUUUGUAGAGACCUCUGCUAAAACCAGACAGGGAGUGGAGGAUGCCUUCUACACCCUGGUGCGAGAAAUCCGAAAGCACAAAGAAAAGAUCAGCAAUGGGCGCAAGAAGAAAUCUUCCAAAAGGAAGUGUGUUAUCCUCUGAAGGGGGCAAGAGACUUUAUUCCACUGUUGGGAAUGCAGAAAAACCCUCUGGAAUUUGGGUUUUUCCUCUCCCUAGUUGCAAGAUAUAUUCUGAAGGCCAUGUCCCCUCACCCUGUUUGGCUGGAAGGAGAAGGCAGCAGAGUUCUCUAAACCCUCAAUUUUAUUUUCCUAUUUUUAAAACUGGGACACUGCAUCAGAUAUAAGGAGGGGUUGUAACCACAUUUUAUGUUCCUUUCACUUCUUGCCAUUUUUUCCUUUUUAAAAUAAAAAAUCACUGUGUUUCCAAUCCUUAGGAUUAUAGAGGUCAGUCCAUAAAAAGUAGCCUGAUAUAGCUCAAUCCUCCUGGUUAGAUGGAGGUUAUAGCUUAAAGGCAGCAUCUCAGUCAGAACCUUAGGGGCCUUUUGCACUUUUGUAGCAUUUUUCCCUUGGGUUCUCAGCAAGACUGAAGAGCGAGCCAAAUAGACUUGGUGCCACUUUUUCUUGCUAGCAGAAUAAGGGGUCGCUUAAGGUGGAGGUGGCAGUCAAAAAUGCCAAGAGAGAAAAUGUGGAAAGCCAAACCUUCUGUCUCGCUGGAUACUUCAUCCCACUCUUAAAUAGAUGGUGCUCGGUUCUUUUUCUUAAGGGUGGCUGAGUUUUGUAUUUUGUUGUUUCUCUUUCUAGUUUUUUGUUCAUUUGGGCCAUUCUGCAUAACUUCUGAGCAAAGGCUCCUUCUUGCCUUCAAAUGAUAGGCUCAUUGCGUUUUAUCAAGAGUGUUGUGGUGUGGGGAGAUCAACAAAAUGGAAAGGAGUAUGAUCUUUGGGGUUACUUGUAAAACAGUUGUUUCCAUCCAGAGGAAGUGGCAUUUAAUACUUCUGCAAAACCAGCAGUUUGUCUUUGGAAAUGGCUGAAUGUUGUCGCCAAGAGAAACAUCUUAAUAUAAGUAGCCACUACUGCCUCUUUUACUAAAUGAUUGUCUAUGACUUGGAGUAAAUUUAUUUUGAUGCUUUAGAAACAAGGGAGAAAUUUUAUCCAAAAAAGUCUUGGUUCCCAUCUUGUCCCCCAAAUGUUUUACCUCAUCCCUGAAUUAGGGUAUAAGACUAGCAGGGAGAGACCAAGAAAAGUCAGAAUUAACUUUGAAAAUUAUCCUGCUAGUGAUUAAAUAAGUUUCCAUUGUGUAUUCAGCCUUUCCCCCAAAAAACCUCAGUCCUACGUUAACAGAUAUGGUCCUUUUCCACAGUCCUAAGGAACUGUACAAUAAAACCCAUAAGUGGGAAUAAACCUGUGAAUAAGCUAACUGAUCUAUGAGGUCUGAUGUCUGUGGGAUUGUCUACUUCCAAACAAUAAACAUUGAAGCAAUCCUC